CUAGCAGCGUCGCUGUACAGAAAAAUCCUAUAGAUUUUCGGAAGAUUUUCGUAAUUCUUCCAGUAUUCCCAAGCGACGGGGUUUGAAAAUACUUAUAUGUUAACUGUUUAAAACAAAGUGAAAUAAUUGAAUAAUGCUUCAGUGGUUUUGGUGGAAGAGCCGAGAAGGUCAUGUCAUCGCUGAAACGUCUGAUCCAAUUGAGCUUCGGCUUUUUCUGUGCCUUAAACGGCAUCGUGCCGUUCUAUUUUGGAUUUAGUUCGAGAAAACUGCAUUGGUCUCGCGUCCUGGCCUACUAUCGCAUUAUUCACAACUUCAUUGUCAUUGGACUAACAAUAAAGUUCAUAACAAACUAUUGGCAUUUCCAUACCCAUGUGGAACAUUCGAGAUCCAAGCUGAUGGAGCUGAACACCUUUACCCACUUUACCAUCGUUUUGCUGUCGUUGCUCAGCUGCAUGGAGUGCGCCCAUCGGCAGCAGGAUCGGAUCUACGGGAUGAUAGAAAAGCUCUUGGACCUGGAUCGACUGAGCUUCGAACUGGGGUACAUUGCCCCGAAGUCCCAUCAGCGAUACAUCGGCUUGCUGGUUCUCGCUAUAACCCCACUGCUGGCCCUUCGCCUCUUCAUUCAUGUGGGCCUGAAUAAGAUUCGCACUAGGCUGGGCUUCGAUUUCCCCUGCAAUUGCUUCCUGUCCGAGUGUAUGAUCCUUGGGAUGAGCUCGGUGGGUUUCGGAAUCAUGGCGGAGAUAUGCCAAUGCUGGUGGAGGCUGCAGACUGGACUGAAGCGGACUCUUCUGGAUGAUUCAUUGCCAGAUCAGCUGAACCAACUGCUGCAGCUGCAGCGGAUGUUCCAGUGCCUGAUAGAUAUCACCGCUGAGUUCUGCACCGUCUUCAAGUUUGUGCUUCUGUGCUUUCUGGUUCGGAAUGUCUGGUGUGGCAUCGUGAUCGGUUAUAUGCUCGUUCGCAUCUUCUGUGGCCAUGGUGUCUCUGAGCUCCACCUCUAUCAGCUCUAUCUGGCGUUUGUCAUCUGCAUACAGCCCCUGCUCUAUUCACUCCUCCUGAACUGUCUGACGCACACGACGGACUCGCUCAUGGAGACAACCAAAGAGAUUGUGAGAGAAUCGCAAGGACACGAACUUCUGGUGGACCGAAGUAUCCAGUGGUUCUCCUUGCAACUGGCCUGGCAGCACACGAACGUCCACGUUUACGGGACCUAUCGCAUCAAUCGACGGCUGGUUUUUCAAAGCGCCUCUGUCAUUCUACUGCAUGUUUCUUAUAUGGUCCAAAGCGACUAUAGGUCUAUGUGAGAAAUAAAUCAUAUUGUAU
Molecule: messenger RNA, 1320 nt
Organism: Drosophila pseudoobscura
Lineage: Eukaryota; Metazoa; Arthropoda; Insecta; Diptera; Drosophilidae
Gene: Gr85a
Product: Gustatory receptor 85a
Exons: 2
Coding region: 171-1301 (376 amino acids)
Biological process (GO): sensory perception of taste
Cellular component (GO): membrane
Source: RefSeq, a predicted model, not a curated record